This is a messenger RNA of Nylanderia fulva, 2651 nucleotides long. RefSeq names its product protein GPR107. Gene Ontology annotation, cellular component: membrane; Golgi apparatus. The record is from RefSeq and is a predicted model, not a curated record. Lineage: Eukaryota; Metazoa; Arthropoda; Insecta; Hymenoptera; Formicidae. Gene Ontology annotation, biological process: transport.
UAACAUUCCGGGACGGUCUCAGUUCCUGCUCGGUUAUCGACGAGCGAGGGCGAAGCGUUCUCGACGCGGCGCGCGCCGAUUCCUUGUGAUGUGACACGAGCGGUGACACAGCGGGAGACAAUCAGCGGGAGUGCAAGAAAAGCCAAAGAGAUGAGGUCGAACGCUGUUAGGCUGGUGCGCGUUUGCCUGUCGCUUCUGCUGAUGGUGACCGUGGCUAGUGCGAGGAUUCACAAGCUGGAUAUACGGAAAGACAGAAGACAUUACAUUACCUUGAGCACAUUUGGUUUCUACAAGGGUGGCAUUUUAACCGUGAAUCUCACGAAUUUCAAGUUUGAGCCAGCGGGCAGACAAAAACUGACACCGGAAAGUGCAAACAAGGCAGUAUUUGGCUUCAGCUUGGGUCGAACGCUCAUCGAUGCUAUCAAUCCCUACGUUCACAAUCACCUGGAUGGAUGCCUGUUGCAAAACAUUUCGAAUCUCAAGACGGAGCAAAAGGAUGACAGUUCCAUUAUAUAUUUUACCAUGGACCUGAAGAAUCUAACGAUGCAAGUGAACUGCAGUCACAAUGUAGAGGCGGCACACAUUUAUAGAGACCCUACAGUGCUGACGUAUCGAACGAAGAGGAACUCGCUGUCGGAGAGAUUCAGCGAUACCGCGCUCUUCCCCAGGAAAAAGCGAAAUGCAUCGCACGUCGAGAAGCUCGUUGCGCUCGGCGAUGUCUCGAGACUCGGGUCGGAGAGCAACGCGUGCUCUCGUCUGAGAUUGCCAAUGACAAUGGAGACAACGUCAAAGGGCGAGAAAUCGUACAACACGAGCUUCGUCAUGUACGUGGCGAGCGAGGAAGAGGAAGGCCUGUACAAUCUAUAUUUUCAUAAUUGUCAGAAUUAUGACAAUUAUAUGGAACCGCUGCUGGUGGAUUUCACGAUGGAAAUAGCGGAGAUGAAUAACGACAACUUCCUCAGCGCCGGCGAGAUGCCCCUGCCAGCUUUGUACUUCACGAUGGCGCUGCUCUUCUUCUUGUCCGGCUGCCUUUGGGUGUUUAUUCUUAACAAAAGCAAGCAUACCGUAUUCAAAAUCCACUACUUAAUGGCGGUCCUGGUGUACCUGAAGUCUUUCUCACUGUUAUUCCACGGUAUAAAUUACCACUUUAUCCAGACCAAGGGUGAACACGUAGAGGCGUGGGCAAUUUUGUAUUACAUUACUCAUCUCCUAAAAGGCGCCGUUCUCUUUAUUACUAUCGUACUUAUUGGCACGGGAUGGAACUUUAUAAAGCACAUUCUCACAGAUAAGGAAAAGAAACUCUUUAUGCUGGUCAUACCGUUACAGGUAUUGGCAAAUGUGGCGGAAAUAAUAAUCGAAGAAAGCGACGUAGGUAAUUUACGACGCCAGACAUCGCGGGACAUGUUUAUCCUCAUUGAUUUGGUCUGUUGCGGUGCAAUUCUAUUUCCGGUUGUGUGGAGCAUCAGGCAUUUAGAAGAGGCCGCCCGCACGAGUGAUAAAGCGGCUAUGAACUUGCGCAAACUCAUGUUGUUCAAGCAUUUCUACAUUAUGAUAGUUUUCUAUAUAUACUUCACCCGAAUUAUAAUGUACAUACUCAAGAUCACCGUGCGCUUUGAUUACCAAUGGCUGGAUGAAACUUUCCGAGAAAUGGCGACCUACGCAUUCUUCGUCUUGACAGGUUACAAAUUUCGACCAGCAUCCGCGAAUCCGUACUUCACGGUGCCGAGCGACGAAGUGGAGCCGGACGAGGACGACAAAGUCGACGUCGUUAUUUCCGGUGGUAAUGGAAUUAGCAGGGACUUCAGUAAAGUGAGCAAGGUGCCAAGGGCAGUGAGAACUUCGAAAGUUCCGUCUACCGAGGAAGAGCGGCAUAAUCUCUUCCACAACACAGAAUCUUGCGAGUACGACUGAAAAUAAUGGAAAUAAAUUGUGAUAGAUUGCGUCACAUGACCAACGCGCCUGCGAAUUUUCGAGGCUAUAUAAUAUUAUACGGAUUGAAGUAGCGAUUAUACAUAUAUAUAUAUAUAUAUAUAUAUAUAUAUAUAUAAUAAAAGCGCGAUGACAGGGUGAUGAAAAGAGAAAUCACAAUGAAAGAGGAUGCGUGGCUCAAAUUCAGCAAGUUUCCUAUCCUCAAACGUGUUUUAUAUUUCUCCUAAAAAAGAGAGAAAAAAAUACUAAUCGGCUAGAUAAACUAUAGAUUUACAUACAUGUAUCAUAUAUUUGCGAUCGAGAUGUUUGAUGUGUUCGCUAUAAUUUCAAGUUGAUCGCCGAUUUCUCGACCCUCUCCCGCUUUCGUAGUCUAUCAUUCAAUCCGACACUUAGUGAGACACACUUCUUCCUUUAAUUUUUUCAUUUCUCUUAAAUUUCUUUAUCUCAGUGAGAUAGAUACUUUAAUGAGUUAGAUAACUUGAUAGGUAACUGUUCAUUUUAAUUAUAUUUAAUGUUUCAUGUUACAAUAUUAUGUCGGCUCCGAGAACGUGAAAGUGCGAGGAUAGACGACAAGUAUACGCGCUUUUUUUUCGACGCGUCUCUUGUAGUCAGUUUUCCGUAGGCAUUUAGAGAAACAUUUCCAUUCUUUUCUUUCCCAUAACGCACGCUUGAUUACCUCGGCAUGUGAAUCUCAUUUUGCCGAUGGCGCGGGUACUUUUGUA